Molecule: messenger RNA, 856 nt
Organism: Polistes dominula (European paper wasp)
Lineage: Eukaryota; Metazoa; Arthropoda; Insecta; Hymenoptera; Vespidae
Product: acyl-CoA-binding domain-containing protein 6
Molecular function (GO): fatty-acyl-CoA binding; protein binding
Source: RefSeq, a predicted model, not a curated record
ACAAUUACAAUAUAAAAGUAAGAGAACACAAAAAAUGAUUGAAAGAAAUUAAACAAGUCAAUAAUUACAUAUCUAUUGAUCAUGGCUGAAAAUAAUGAUUUCGAUGUAACAAAUACAGAAAAAAAAUUUGACAAAGCUGCAAAAUAUGUACAAACCAUUGCAUCAGAACUAGAUUCUGAACAACUACUUAAUUUAUAUAGUUUAUAUAAACAAGCUACUAUUGGCCCAUGCAAUAUUCCCAAACCGAAUUGGUACCAAAUGCAAGCGAAACAAAAAUGGGUAGCAUGGAACAGUCUUGGUGAAAUGGAUCAGGAAACUGCAAUGAAUAAUUAUGUAUGUGCAUUGGCCAAAAUAAAUCCUUCUUGGGAAACAGAUGCAGUAACAGAAUCCCGUGCAUGGAUUACUGUUAGUAGAUUACCUAAUACAGAAAAAGAAUUACUUGAUACGGAUAAAACUUUUCUUGAUUGGAUAAAAGAAGGUAAUCAAGAAAAAGUACGAGAAAUUUUACUUAAAAAUUCUACCUUAACAAAUGUAUUGGAUAAAGAUGGUUUGUUACCGAUACACUGGGCAGCAGAUCGUGGACAUGUUGCAAUUAUUGAAUAUUUGAUACAGCAUGGUGCCAAUAUUAAUUCUCGAGAUAUUGAUGGGCAAACACCUUUACAUUAUGCAGCAUCUUGCGGACAUGUAGAUGUGGUUGAAUAUCUAAUUUCUAUGGGGGCUGAAUCUGUAGAAGAUAAUGAUGGUAUGAAACCAAAAGAUGUUGCUGAUGAAAAAGUGCUAGCUAUUCUUUAAUUAAAUGACUAUGUGUAUAAUUAAAUUGUACUGUAGUAAUAAUGAUUAUAUUCUUUAACUAUUC